AUGUUGUCCCUGACAAUAGAAAGGAAAAUUCUUGAAAAGUCGAAUGAGAGAUCUACGCAGCAACUGGAGAAGCUGAGUAAGCAAUUCCAGAGGAAUUUAGCUGCAAAAGAGGUGUCGAUUGAGGUGGAAGUAAGCGAAGAGCAUGCAGAAUGGUUGGAAGAGAAAUUUCAGUUGCCUGGACGUCCAUCUCAAAGUGAUGCUGUCUCUCAAGAAAAGAAAAUGGAAUUAGCGCUUCAGCAGACGAAAAAAGAGCUGCAGCAUGACGGACAAGAUGCACGGCAAGCCAAAGAGGAAUUAGGCACAACAUUGAGGAAUACCAAGUGGAGGAUUCUGUCUAUGGAAUCAAAAGAUGGGCGUCUUACCAAGGUGAUUGAGGACUUACAAAGACAAUUGAAGGCGGAAAAAGACGAACUUGAGGAAAUGCGAGGUACGGGGAGUGGUAUGGGUGGUAGGGAGAAAAGAAGAUUAAAAGCUAAAAUUGCGCUCAGGGCUAAUGUUUGUGCAAUUCAUCUGCGGCGACAGGUAGAUGAAAUUGAAAAGGAAUUGUUUCGUGAACGGGUGAAGUGUCAAGAAAAUCGGAGACCGAAGCGGAAUAAUUUCAGCGGUCAUCGGGUGCAUUUGCAAAACAAUGCUACUCAAGACAACCCUGUUACCGCAGAGACAGAAGGACCGGAUGCGACAAACUGUUCAAAACGUGGUAUUUAG
Molecule: messenger RNA, 705 nt
Organism: Enterobius vermicularis (human pinworm)
Lineage: Eukaryota; Metazoa; Nematoda; Chromadorea; Rhabditida; Oxyuridae
Source: the annotation of a GenBank genome assembly